UGAGACUGAAAAGAUGCUGGCGCAAUAUACACCUUUCCUCGACAGCAAAAUUCGUCACUUGAAAUAUUGUGCCACGGUUCUUGUCUUCGUUUCACCUGAAGCACGCGUAGACUAAUUUAUCUCGUUCGUAUUUAACUUGUUAUACCCACUUAUCAUUUGAUUAAUUUUGUAUUUUUCUGUGUUGUGCACAGAUGGCAAACGCGGGACUGCAGCUCCUCGGUUUUUCUUUGGCUUUCGUUGGCUUUAUUGGAUUAAUAGCAUCCACUGUCAUGGCCGAAUGGAAGAUGUCGUCGUAUGCAGGAGACAACAUUAUAACGGCUCAAGCCAUAUAUGAAGGGUUAUGGAAGUCCUGCGUCUCACAGAGCACCGGUCAAGUCCAGUGCAAAGUGUACGACUCAAUUCUCCAUCUUCCAGCCAUGGUUCAGGGCACGCGAGGUCUGAUGCUCGUCUCCAUCGUGAUUUGCCUCAUCUCCAUGCUGGUGGCCAUCGUGGGCAUGAAGUGUACCACUAUUCUGGAGGACCAGAAGCAGCAGAAGAACAAGGUAGCCAUGGUUGGAGGAAUCAUGUUCAUCAUCUCAGGUCUGUUUGCUCUAGUGGGUACAUCCUGGUAUGGACACAGAAUAGCUCAGGAAUUUUAUGACCCCUUCACUCCCACCAAUGCCAGAUAUGAGUUUGGCGCGGCUCUCUUUGUGGGUUGGGGUGCUGCCUGCCUGGUUAUCAUAGGUGGAGCCUUCCUGUGCUGCAACUGCUCCAGUGGGGGGCCAACAAAGUCUCCCCAUUACCCUCCAUCCCGCCCUGGACCUGCAUCUGGAACUGACCGUGUUUAGAACCAGGAAGUAGGAAGUAGAGGAGAUCCAGAAAAAAACACCACAUCUUAAUGGCAUUUUUUCAGGGAACCACACUGGCAGCAUACACUGCUCGAUGCAAUUUUGGUCACUUCCUGUGGCAUUGUUAAAUACAAAUAUUUUAGGUUUUUCUUCCCCAAUACAUUCCUUUUUAACGUGGAAUAUUACAUUAAGAAGAUCAAGAAAAUAACUGUUAACUGUGUUUGUUGUUACGUGACGAUUUUAACAAGGUGAUAUGUGCAGUUUGACAAAAUAUUUUUUAUGGAUAUAUGAUAGUACUGAGCAAGGACGCUAUCUUGGAAACAGAUGCAAAACUUACAUUUGGUGUUUUUAAUUAGAUUUAUGUAAGAAAAUAUUUUUUUAAUGUUUUGAAAUGGUUUACAAAAAAGAUUAUGUAUUAUGUGCCUUGACUUUUACAUACAUUGUUCAAAUACUUAUAUUACAAUAAAUUGUCCCAUUGAUCAGAUGGGACAGAUGGGAGUCAGA
Hypomesus transpacificus is the source of this 1331-nucleotide messenger RNA. RefSeq names its product claudin 1 (gene cldn1). The transcript is spliced from 4 exons. Gene Ontology annotation, molecular function: structural molecule activity. NCBI's taxonomy places the organism in Eukaryota, Metazoa, Chordata, Actinopteri, Osmeriformes, Osmeridae. The record is from RefSeq and is a predicted model, not a curated record. Gene Ontology annotation, biological process: cell adhesion; bicellular tight junction assembly. Gene Ontology annotation, cellular component: bicellular tight junction; plasma membrane. Bases 192 to 827 code for a protein of 211 amino acids.